This is a messenger RNA of Talpa occidentalis (Iberian mole), 4467 nucleotides long. Its product is annotated as complement C3-like. The coding region runs from base 1 to 4467 and encodes 1488 amino acids. Lineage: Eukaryota; Metazoa; Chordata; Mammalia; Eulipotyphla; Talpidae. The transcript has 36 exons. The record is from RefSeq and is a predicted model, not a curated record. Gene Ontology annotation, cellular component: extracellular region. Gene Ontology annotation, molecular function: endopeptidase inhibitor activity.
AUGCACUGGCCACUGGGGAUGAUUCUACUCUUCUUGGGGAUGCCCCUCAUCCAUGCUGAGCCACUAUACAUCCUGGUGACACCCCGAGUCCUGCGGGUUGGUAGCCCUGAGAACAUCCAUGUGCAGGCUCACUCAGACUCCAAGAAGCCUCUAGAUGGGACCCUGGAGGUGAACAUCACCGUGUGGGACUUCCCCUUGAGGAAGACAGUGGUGGCCAGACACCAACUCCUUCUCUCAGCCCAAAACGACUUUAUGACCCAGGCACUGGUGACGAUUCCUGAGAGCCUGGUAUUUCCCCCAAAACCAGGCCAGCAACAUGUCAUCAUCCAGGCAAGCUGGGCGCCCACUUCAGCCUCAUCUUUCAUGGAGAAGCCUGUGCUGGUGGCUCCCCACGCUGGCUACAUCUUCAUCCAGACAGACAAGACCAUCUACAACCCUGAGCACUUGGUUCAAUACCGGGUGUUUACCGUGAACCACAAGCUGGAUCCCGUGAGCCAGACAUUCACCCUGGAUAUCAAGAACCCAGAGGGGAUCACUGUGCUCAGCCAGGACCUGCUGGCGAAAGAAGGCUUCUUCACAAGCUCCUUCCAGCUCCCUGAGCUCAUCAGUCUUGGGACCUGGAGCAUUGAAGCCAGUUACCAAAGCGCCAAAGAGCAGAAGUUCAAGGCAGCCUUUGAUGUGAAAGAGUACGUUCUCCCAUCUUUCGAUGUCCAGCUAAAGCCAAACAAGACCUUCUUCCACCUCAACAGUGAGGCUCUGGGUGUGGACAUCCAGGCCCGGUACAUAUUCAACAAGCUGGUCAAUGGAAACGCUCUGGCCAUCUUCGGGAUUAAGCUGGAUUCCCGCAGGAUCCCCAUCCAAAGUUCCCUGCAGCGUGUGGAGGUUUCUGAAGGCCUAGGCCACAUCUCACUCCACAAAAACAUGCUGAUGACUGCAUUCCAAGGCCCAGAGGAGGAGUUCAUCGGGGCCUCCAUCUUUGUCAACGUCACCGUGUUCUCAGGCGGUGAAAUGGUCCAGGCCGAGACCUCAGGGGUGAAGAUUGUUCGGAGCCCGUACAACAUCAAGUUCAUCAAGACUCCCCAGUAUUUCAAGCCAGGGAUGCCCUUUCACUUUAGGGUCUUCGUCUCAAAUCCUGAUGGGUCCCCUGCCUCCAGAGUCCCCGUCCGCUGCCAAAACCACAGAGUAUACACCUCAUCCAGCGGGAUGGCCACUCUGACCAUCAACACAGACGCCAAUAUGAAGCAGCUCCCUAUUCAGGUGGAAAUUGAUGAGUCUCUCCAGCCAGAGGAACAGGCUUCAGCCAGGAUGACAGCUUGGCCUUAUUCAACUCAGAAUGGGUCAGGGAAUUUCCUUCACAUUGAGGUGAAGACAUUGGGUACAGAUGUUGGCAGCAACAUCCAUCUGAGCCUUAAUACAAGACAUCAGAAUCCUGAAACCAAGAACCAGAUCUCUUACUUCACCAUCCUGGUCUUAAGUAAGGGUCAGAUCGUGUAUGCCAAACAUCAGGCAAAAAGCCAGGGAAGUGUCUACACAUCAACCAUUAUUGAUGUGACUUCAGAGAUGUUGCCCUCCUUCCGCAUCCUGGCCUUUUACUUACUACCCAAGGGAAUGGGUCAGGACCCUGAGCUGGUGGCUGAUUCACUAUGGAUUGAUGUGAAUGACAGAUGCAUGGGAACGCUGAAAGUUGGUCUGAAAAAUGAAGAAUUCUUCCAGACUUUUGAUCCCAAUAGCAAGGUGGAACUGAAGGUGACAGGUGAUGCCGAGGCCGCCGUGGGGCUGCUGGCUGUGGACAAGGCUGUCUAUGUCUUGAGCAGCAAACACAAACUCACACAGAAGAAGGUCUGGGAUGUGGUGGAGGAACAUGAUGUUGGCUGCACCGCGGGCAGUGGGAAAGACAGGCUUGCUGUGUUCAAGGAUGCUGGAUUGGACCUGAAGUUGAGCACAGGGACGGACACCCUGGCAAGUUCAGACUGGCAGUGCCCCCAGAGCACCCCUCCCACUCGCCGCCGCCGCAGCUCCCUAAAGAGGAUGGAGACCAAGAGGAAUGCAGUCAACAAGUUCAAGACAGAGCUGGAGCGAAAGUGCUGCGAGGCUGGGCUCCGGGAGAGCCCCAUAGGGCUUUCAUGUGAAGAGAGGACCCGGCAUGUCCGGCAUGGUCUAGCCUGCGUCGCCGCUUUCCUGAGCUGCUGCCAUCUGUCUGCGGCCCUGACUCGGGAGGCCCGCGAGGAGCAGCUGCUUCUGGGCACAACCGAUCAAGACGAUGACUUUGAUGACAUCUUCCUGGAGGACCUGCCUGUGCGAACCUUGUUUCCUGAGAGUUGGUUCUGGAGGAAAUUUACUAUGCCAAAAAGCGACCCAGGGUCGGCCACUUCCAGCAACAUCUCCCACUACUACAUCAGUGAGAACGUGCCAGAUUCCAUCACGACGUGGCAGAUCGUGGCCGUCAGUCUCAAGGCUGGACAAGGUCUUUGUGUCUCAGAACCCUUUGAGCUGACAGUCAUGAAACCUUUCUUUGUGGAUCUUAAGUUACCCUCCUCCGUGAUCAGGAAUGAGCAGGUCCAGAUCCAAGCCGUGUUGUACAAUUUCAGGGGCCACCAGGCCAAGGUCCGAGUGGAGUUCCCCCACAAGGAGGCAUUGUGCAGCGCAUCAAAGCCUGCAGUCCCGUGGCGCCAGGUGGUGGUUGUGCCCCCCACCUCCUCCAAGAUGGUGCCCUUCGUGGUUCUCCCACUGGAGAUAGGCAAAGUGGAUGUGGAAGUCAAGGUCGUGGGCUUUGGGAUCCAGGACCAUGUGAAGAAGACACUUCUGGUCAAGGCAGGGGGGCAGAUACAGAAAAUAUCCAAUAGCACCCUCCUGAACCCCCAAGGUAAUACCCAGACGUUCCUGGUGGGAAGACAGGACAUUUUUAACAAGGUCCCUGACACAGAGGCAGAAGUGUUUGUCAGCAUCCAAGGUGACAUCCUUGGUGAGACAAUUUUGGGCAGCCUGACACCCGGAGAAACAAGGAGGCUGCUGAAAGUCCCGAGUGGCUGCCCCGAGCAGACCCUGAGCUCCUUCACCCCGGUGAUCAUCCUGACCCAAUAUUUGGAUGCCACAGGCCAGUGGGGCAAGGUUGGCGUGGAGCUCAGGGACCAGGUGAUGAAGAACAUUGUCAGUGGUUACACCCAGAUGCUGACCCACCGCAAUAAAGAUGGCACCUACCAUGCAAGCAAGGGAAACCCGGGAAGCACCUGGCUCACAAGCUAUGUGUUCCGGGUCUUCUCCCUGGCCUACCACACCACCACGGUAACUGUGGUAGACAGGCACUCUCUCUGUGACUUGGCCACCUGGAUCAUCACCCAGAGACAGGCGGAGGACGGGCAUUUCCUGGAUGAGGGCCCUCCGAUCAUGUCAUCCAUGCAGGGUGGCUACAGAGGCUCCGAGGCAGACGUAUCCCUCACAGCUCUUGUCCUGAUCGCAUUGGCUGAGGGGAAGGAGUUGUGCAUCCAGGAUAUACCGGAUUUAGCUGCCAGCAUGGAGAGAGCCCGUGACUUCCUGGAAAGACGCCUCCCCAACAUUCAAACAACCUUUGCUAUUGCCAUAACCUCCUAUGCUCUGGCGCUUACCAACAGCCCCCGAGCCAAUGACCGCCUGGACAGUUUUGCCAGUCAUGACAAAACCCACUGGCCAGUGAAAAGCAAAUGGCAUAAUUCCCUGUACACCAUUGAGGCCACGGCUUAUGCACUGAUGCAGAAACUGAAGCUGGGUCAGCACAAUGAGACGCAUGCCAUCGCCAAGUGGCUACUGGAGAAGCGGGCACUGGGCGGAGGGUUCAAGUCCACUCAGACCACGGUGGUUGCCAUUGAGGCCCUCACCCGCUUCAGCGAAGCUGUACCCUUCGAAGACGUCCAGGAUCUCCAUGUCCAGAUCAGUGUCCCCAAGAGAGCCUUGAACUUGGAGUGGAACAUAGAUCGGAACAAUGCCUACCAGCUGCGGUCAGCAAAGUUCUCUGCCCAGGACGAACUAGAGAUCAAAGCCAGCGGCAAUGGGAGAGGCACCAUCUCGAUCCUGACCAUGUACCACAGGUCCUCAGAGUCAUGGGAGGACACCUGCAAACUGUACACACUGAAUGUGACUCUCGUCAGUGCCCCAGAAGAGAAUAAAAGUGGAGAAGAGACUUUUCAGCUCCGGAUGACAACCAGGUUCCAGGAUGAUCGAGAGGCCACAAUGAGCAUCGUGGAGGUCUCCCUGCUCACUGGCUUCUACCCCAAUCAGGACGACCUCAAACAGCUCACAAGCGAAGUGGAGAUGUACGCCUUCCAGUACGAAACCAAGAUGAGCUCCAGCGACAGCACUGUUGUCCUCUACCUGGAGAAGGUCUCCCACAAGGAAGACACGGUGCUGGGCUUCCGGGUCCACAGGAUGCUGCAGGCAGAGUUCCUGCAGGCCGCCCAGGUCACCGUCUACGACUACUAUGAGCCUUGUGAAUAA